AUAUGCAAUACGACCCGGCUGGAGGGAUAUCCGACUACCUUACCUUUCCUCAAGCAUUCCCACCAAUUAUCAGCCUUCGGAAAAGUGAACACCGACAGGCCGAAAACCCAUCUUCUUAUAUGCUACCUACCUCCCCAAUUAAUUAUCGCGAUUAAAAGAAAUGGCCAGCGAGCCUUUCGAUUGGAAGUGGUUUUACAACCCUGAUCCGGACGAGUGGAUGAAGAAACGGUUCCGGGCCAUGCUAAAUUUAGAGCAAGUGCAAACAUAUCUAAGGUCAAAGUCGUUGCUCAUAGGGCCCGAUAGAGACGCACCUCAAAAGAAUGGGGAAACACAAUGCCUUGUUUGUGACAAGCUCCUGUGCGUGUUAACAAGUGCGUCGCCGUUCUGGUUUGAGCUCGGUUCCCCGUCUAAUCUACUUCGGUCGUCGUGCCGAUUCCACACACCAAUCAUCCUACACUCCAUCGCCGCAGGUGUGAACCGAACGCACGUUGAAUCCUUGAAACCGCCCAACCCGUGUGUGGAUUCUCCUGUGCAUGCCUCGAGGCACCACUCGCCCGGGUCUCUUUUGGUGUUCCAGGACGGCCUCGUUCACACAUCCUAUCACUCGGUCCGAAAAGAUGUGCAACUCCAAGGCCACGGGAAGCUUAUUAAUCGUGAAUGGAUUGAUACGGGGCUUCUCCGCUCCUGGAAGCGGUCUUGUCUCGAGGACCACGGCGACCGCUGCGAUUUCGCCCUGCCAAAGGCAGCGUCAGAACUCCUCACCCAGCGACCCCAGCUUCUCAUCGACACGUGGCGAAUGUGCCUCACGGACGCGUCUGGAGACCAAUCCUACAUCGCCCUCAGCUACGUCUGGGGAAACUGCAACACUUUCAGAACCUCGACUAAGAAUCUCACCGAGUUGAAAAGGGACCAUGCGCUCUCGCAUGCCAUUCGAGAUUCUUCGAUUCCAAACACCAUUGUGCACGCCAUGCAUUUUGUCGGUAUCCUGGAGGAGCGCUACCUAUGGGUUGACGCCCUCUGUAUCGUCCAAGACGACGACGCAUCAAAACACCAGCAAUUGCGCAGCAUGGCAUCUAUCUAUGCGAACUCGGUCCUGACCAUCAUCGCUGCCGAAGGCCAUGAUGCGAACCACGGCAUAUGCGGACUGCGGAAUGUGUCCGAGCCCAGGAACUGCCAACAACACGUCUUCCAACUUCCCGGGGAUACUGACAUAAUACACGUCCCGUGGCCCGAGAUGUACGACAAGACUUGGUUCAGCCGGGGCUGGACCUUUCAAGAGUGGCUCUUCUCCUCGCGGCGACUGAUGUUUGGCGACGCGAGAGUCCGAUGGCAGUGUCCCUGCAGUAACUGGCAGGAAGAUGUCGACCACCUUUCCGGUCUCGACGUGGCCCCUUUUCCAAUCGGCCCCGACGACGAUCGCGUUCUGACCAGAGCCCUCUCGAGCACAUGGCCAAACAUUGAAACGUAUGCAAGCAUUGUGCAAUAUUACAACACGCGCAAGUUCUCGCUAGAGGAAGAUGUUCUGCCCGCCUUCUCCGGAAUCACGUCGCUACUGGUAUCCACAUUCGACGGAGGCUUCCUCUACGGCCUGCCGGAAAUGUUCUUCGACGAUGCCUUGCUCUGGUUGCCCUUUCCCCGUGUCACAAGACGCAUUGCAACAGACACCAGUGCUCCGUUCUUACGAGGCUCCCUCCUCCCAAGCUGGUCCUGGAUGGGCUGGUGUGGCGAGAUCGACGGCUUGAGCUGGUUGGGCGGUCAGAGCAAUAUAGUAAUGUCCCAAGAGGGGGGCGUGCGGAUACUGGAGUCGGUGGAGUGGUCGACGGGCUUCCCGUCGGCAUCUGCCCAACAGAGAAGAAGAAUUGUCCCGUCGGGACGCAAGUACUCGGAGAUAUCUGACAACGAUCCCGUCCCGCCCGGAUGGACUCGCCAUCAACAAGAAGAUGGGUCUACUGUCUACACGCAUCCGAAAAACCCAAAUGCCCUCUACAGCUAUCCAAUCCCCAUGUCAAGCACGCUGAACGAACUCCCCGGCUCGCAGCCGACGCACCCACAGACCCCGCUCUUGUUCUUCACCACAACAAGAGCCUGGCUGCACGGAAUACGUUACAAGGGGAACCAUCGUCCAGGCGUCACCCUGAGAUGCGAAGACGGGUCGUGGGCCGGAUUCCUGAACCUGCACAACUACCAGACGGCCCGGAAGUUCCCAGUCACAGGCCGUGGGGAAAUGGUUGAGCUACUCGCCAUAUCCACGGGAGCCGUAACACACGACGGCUACGCCCCCCAGCUCGACGAGAUGAAGAUGGCAGAACGGCCUCGGGACGGGGGUGAGUACCGUUUCGUCAAUGUUCUCUUCGUUACCUGGGACGAUGGCGUCGCGUACCGGCAAGGACUUGGGCGUGUGCUGGCCUCCGUCUGGGAGUCGGCAGAGCGUGAGUCGGUUGAUGUCACUCUCGGGUGACCGACGCACAGCUAUCUGUCCAUCUGAAUAAUUACAGCGAAGUGCGGUGGCAUAAUCAUCACAUCCAGAACAGAUUGCAGGCCGUGGGAUCGACCAUCCCGAAAGAGCUGCGGCCCAUGGGAGCACCCCGCCGUAUCCGUAAAGUGGACAGCCGAGAUCUACCUAUUUCGAAUCCUCCGGGGUUAACAGAUCGGCCCACAUCGGAUUUCGACGGGCAAGCCCGGAUAUACUAGGCUCGGGCAUAAUAAGCCUGCGCCGCAAGCCAAUAGCAGCGCUGCAAUCCUUGCCUCUGGUGAGCAGUACAACGGC
Lasiosphaeria miniovina is the source of this 2767-nucleotide messenger RNA. RefSeq names its product heterokaryon incompatibility protein-domain-containing protein. Bases 161 to 2458 code for a protein of 765 amino acids. The transcript is spliced from 3 exons. The record is from RefSeq and is a predicted model, not a curated record. Gene Ontology annotation, molecular function: protein binding. NCBI's taxonomy places the organism in Eukaryota, Fungi, Ascomycota, Sordariomycetes, Sordariales, Lasiosphaeriaceae.